AUGCACCAGACAACAAGACAAAUGACACAGCUGUCAACAAAAAUCAAAAGAAAAACCGGGCCCCACUUUGCUUUCUCUCUUUCCAAUGGAGUUCGCUUCCCGAUGAAUCACCAGCGACAACAACCGGAGCGCCGCCAUCAACAGCUCACCAAUCAUCACCACGGGGCGACCGCCAACCAUCCCCACUCACCAGAGCCAAAGCGUUCACCAAUCACAACCACACCUCCAGUCGAUGGUAAAUUUCAACAGGCAACCUACAGAUCAAGCGCUUCCGGCCAACCCCAGGCCACCAUCGAUCCUCCAUAG
Molecule: messenger RNA, 306 nt
Organism: Lactuca virosa
Lineage: Eukaryota; Viridiplantae; Streptophyta; Magnoliopsida; Asterales; Asteraceae
Source: the annotation of a GenBank genome assembly